UACCAGGAUCUGAAAUAGAUCAACCAGGAUCUGAAAUAGAUCAACCAGGAUCUGAAAUAGAUCAACCAGGAUCUGAAAUAGAUCAACCAGGAUCUGAAAUAGAUCAAUCAGAAUUUGAAACUGAUCAGCCAGGAUCUGAAACACCACAACCAGAAUGUGUUACACAGCCAGUGACUGGACCCCAGCAGCCAAUAUACAGACCCCAGCAACCAAUGUAUGGACCCCAACAAUCAGUAUAUGGAACACAACAACCAGCAUAUGGAUUCAAACAGCUAGUAUACAGGCCCCCACAACCAGUGUAUGGACCCCAACAACCAGUGUAUGGACCCCAACAACCAGUAUACAGGCCCCAACAACCAGUUUAUGGACCCCAGCAAUCAGUGUAUGGACCCCAUCAGCCAAUAAACAGACCUCAGCAACCAGUAUAUAGACCCCAACAACCAGUAUAUAGACCCCAACAACCAGUAUAUAGACCCCAACAGCCAGGACACGGACCCCAACAGCCAGUAUGCAGACCCCACCAACCUGUGUAUGGACCCCACCAACCUGUGUAUGGACCCCACCAACCAGUAUAUAGACCCCAACAACCAGUAUAUAGACCCCAACAACAGUGUAUGGCCCAACAACCCAUGGUCAGUUAUAGAAGUCAGCAGCCACAAUACAGACCUCCGCAAACAUUGUAUGGACCAGUAUAUAGAACCUAA
Penaeus vannamei (Pacific white shrimp) is the source of this 704-nucleotide messenger RNA. The record is from RefSeq and is a predicted model, not a curated record. Lineage: Eukaryota; Metazoa; Arthropoda; Malacostraca; Decapoda; Penaeidae.